Molecule: messenger RNA, 1260 nt
Organism: Cordyceps fumosorosea ARSEF 2679
Lineage: Eukaryota; Fungi; Ascomycota; Sordariomycetes; Hypocreales; Cordycipitaceae
Product: KilA/APSES-type HTH DNA-binding domain protein
Exons: 3
Coding region: 1-1260 (419 amino acids)
Biological process (GO): mitotic telomere tethering at nuclear periphery; meiotic attachment of telomere to nuclear envelope
Cellular component (GO): nuclear membrane complex Bqt3-Bqt4
Molecular function (GO): DNA binding
Source: RefSeq, a predicted model, not a curated record
AUGGCUUCUACCCGAACUCUCCCCGCCAAGCGGAACCCGCUGAUGAUGGAGGACAUCCCUGAAUAUUCCGAACUCAUUUCCCGCCGCCGUCUCGGACAGACUAAGCUUACGCCUAAGAUGGCCGGCAACGACGAUGGCGACGCUACCGCCCUCGGUGUCUUCGACUACGCCCACCUUCGUGCCCCCAUGCACAAGGGAAUUGUCUCGGGAAUCUUUAAAUCCAGCCCCAACAGCUAUUUCCUUAUGCGCCGCAGCUUCGACGGCUACGUUUCCGCUACCGGCAUGUUCAAGGCGACAUUCCCAUACGCCGAGGCCGCGGACGAGGAGGCCGAGCGCAAGUACAUCAAGUCCUUGCCGACCACCAGCCCCGAGGAGACUGCCGGUAACAUCUGGAUUCCCCCGGAGCAGGCUCUCGCCCUCGCCGAGGAGUACCAGAUUGCUGUCUGGAUCCGCGCCCUGCUCGACCCCGCCAAGAUCACCAUCUCCCAGGGCAACGACCCAUCUUCCUCUCCCGCUCGCAAGAUUUCGGCUCCUCCCAAAUUCGACCUGGCCAAGGCCACACAACCUCUACUAUCCCCCGCCGCUUCUACCACCGGCAGUGCCUCAAGACGCUCGCGACGGUCCGUUAGCCCCGCCAAGACGAGCGUCAGGAAGGCCCCCGCCUCACCUCGCAAGCGAAGCUCCAAGGCUGCCAAGGCUGCUGCCGAAAAGGAGGCUGCUGCUGCCAUCAAUGGGGACUCCGAAUCUACCGUUCCCAAGGCCAUUGGUUUCGAGCCUACGGUUGUUCUGCAGCCUGUUAAGGCUGACGACGACACCGCCAAACUGCACGUCGUCGUCGAGGAGCCAGUCAAGGGUGCCAAGGGCAGCGACAAGAAGCAGACCGUUACCGAGGUGGAGGUUCCCUUGCCCACAGCCGGCCAGCCACCAAGCGCCGAGGAGAUUGCUGCCAUGAUGGCCACGGCAAAGGAACAAGUUGAAUCUGCCAAGGAGGCCGACAAGGCUGCUGCCGCGAAGUCAGGCGACAAGACCGAAUCCAAGAAGGGCAAGCGCAAGGCCAGCGACAUUACCCCAGCCGAGGAAGGCGCAGAUAACAAGGAUGCUGCGGAAUCGAAAGAAUCGAAAGAAUCGCAACCGCGCGCGAAGAAGGCCAAGACUGACGCAGAGGUGCGCAAAGACAGAGUUAGAAACAGAGCCUUUAUUGGAAUUGGAGCUACUGUUGCUGUUGGUGCUCUGGUCCCUUGGCUUGUUAACUUUUUGUAA